UUAACUUGGAAGAAGUGUCAGACAUUGUGUCACACAGGAAGUAAGACUUGGAUUCUAUUCUCAGAAAUACUGUUAUGUUGUGACAAGUGCAGCAGCUCAGCGCACUGUGAAGACAAACCCAUGUGAGUGUCCUGUUGGGAUUAGAAAACUCCACAAGGACUUUAGGGUUCAGCUUCUAUUCCUGAAAUUAUCACCACACUUUUCCAUGACCUGAUACAUCACCUAAUGUUCGCCUCUUCAGAUCGAAGGAAAGACGAGAAGCGCCGCUGAUAUUAUUGUUACGAUGGAAAACCAUGUCGUCAUCUAUGAGAAUAUCCCACCACAAAAACUCAAAACCAAAGUAGAUUUUCAGAAGAAAAAACUGACUUCUAGAUGUGCUAUUGUUUGUCUGGGGUUGACGUGUGCCGUCCUGUUUGCUGGUAACAUUGGACUGAUUGUCAUCUAUCAACUGCAGUCCAACAGUGACUGUGACAUCGGCUGGACCAAAUUCAAUGGCAGCUGUUACAUGGUUUCAUCCGGUAAAAAACCAUGGACAGACAGCAGGAAUGACUGCAAAGAUCGAAACGCUGAUUUGGUGACAAUAGAGAGUCCAGACGAACAGGCAUUUGUCAAUGGGUUGCUGAGGUCACGUGAACAUGCCUGGAUCGGUUUGACUAACAGGAUGACCGAGGAGUGGAAGCUGGAGUGGGAGUGGGUGGACGGGACCCCAGUCACUACUAAGUUUUGGGAGCCCAGCAAAUACAACUUGUUCAGAAGUUCGGUACUGUACUGUGGAGAACUUGUACAAACCUCAUCAAACGGAAAGUGGAAUGAUGAGUUCUGUUUUUCUCCUAACGUCUGGAUCUGUGAGAAAAAUAAGAUGAACAAGCUUUCUGGUGUACUUUCAUUAUUACUGUGUUUCUGUAACUCGUCAGAUCUGAAAUCAGUGCAACCCAUUAUUGAAGCUUUCAUCUCAAGGAAAGCAGCAGAAAACCUCACCGUCAGCAUUACAAGAAUGGAUUCCCAAGAAAGAAAUGACACCGAAUAUGAGAAGUUUGCAGUGGAGAACUUCAAUACCCAAGUGUUUAAUGUAGAGGAUUUUCAGAGGAGAAGGCGGAUCUACAGACGUGCUGUGGUGUGUCUGGGUUUGCUCUGUGUCGUCCUAUUGGCUGCAAACAUCGGACAGUUUGUGAACAAUAAGAUUCAAAACCGUCCGGAGUUGGGAGACCAUCCCAAAAUUGAGGCACUCAGCGCAGAGAAAGACCAACUGUGGCGCAACUGGACCACCAUUCAGACCCAGAACCAACAGUUACAUCUGCAGAAUCGGAUCCUGACGUUAGAGAAAGAAGAACUGCAGAGGAAUUACACCACAGUCCAGAGUCAAAAUGAGCAGCUGCAGACAGGAAGAGAUCAGUUACAGAAGAUGGUGAAUGUGAUGAAAGUAAAAAUCAAUGGUAUGUCCUGUGAAACAGGGUGGAGCAAGUUUGGUAUGAACUGCUACUAUGAUUCUGUCACUGAGUUAGACUGGGUGCACAGCAGAUUGGUUUGUCUCAGUAUGGGAGCGGAUUUGGUCAGUAUCAACACCGCAGAGGAACAGGCCUUUAUCAAUGGACUGCUGAGUCCCCAAGUGAACGCCUGGAUUGGUCUGAAUGACAUUCACAGUGAAGGGAAGUGGAAGUGGGUGGACGGGACCGCGGUCACUACUACGUUCUGGGGACCCGGGCAGCCCAACAGCUACAAUGGAACAAACCAGGACUGUGGAGAACUUGUAGAAAACUCAUUAAUGGGGCAGUGGAAUGAUGAGGACUGUUCUGCUGAAAAUAUCUGGAUUUGUGAGAAAUAAGAUGAUCAAGCUUUAAGGGGUUCUAUGUAGUACUAAUAUCCCAAACUCUCAACCACAGGAAGUCACGUACCAGAAUACAGGACUACCAGAACCACCAACAAAUCAAUGCUAUGCACCCACAGACUGUACCGCUCACUGAAUAAAGAAUUAAGCUCAUUGUUUCUACACAUCUGUAUUAUGGUAUCAUCAAGUUCUCUUCUUCAAACUAAAACUCACAGUUGCUUAUUUUAACAGUCGGUCAAAAAUAACACUGUGUCUUAGAAUCUGCAUGUGCUGUGUGUGCUGAUAGUUUACAUUAGAGCUCUGUUAGCUUAGCUCUGUUAGCUUAGCGCUGUUUUUAGAUGGAAAACAGUCACAGUAAAACCACAAAUCACCCUUUUCU
This is a messenger RNA of Sphaeramia orbicularis (orbiculate cardinalfish), 2204 nucleotides long. RefSeq lists its product as uncharacterized. Lineage: Eukaryota; Metazoa; Chordata; Actinopteri; Kurtiformes; Apogonidae. The transcript is spliced from 13 exons. The record is from RefSeq and is a predicted model, not a curated record. The coding region runs from base 284 to 1822 and encodes 512 amino acids.